AGGCUCCGACUAAACUUUUAACAAAAUUGGCGGAUGAAAGGAGUGGAGAAAUGAAAUGAGAGGCAAACAACAACUCAGCAUGGCAGCCUUUGACUUAAAGCAUCGGAGCAGAGAGACCAACAAAGGCUUCAUAGCUCAGUCCGUGUGUAAAGAGCAGCUCUGAAGCCCCCUGAGAUCUCCUGUUUUCAAAGAAUCCUGUGGUCUCGUUCCCUGUCUCGCUCGAAUCUUCGACCCCCGUAGAGCUAUAGGGAGCCCACAUCCUCUCAUUCUAAGACCCCCAGCAGCCCGUUCUACACCCUAACCUUUUACGCAAAACAAUCCACAGACACCACUUAGAUGAUUUAAGCAGACUUAAAUUCUAUCAAGAAAAUGUAAGUUCAGUGAAUAAUAACACAUUUAAACAGUGAGUCCUGGCUUUUUUUUUUAAAUGGCUGUUCCAUAGUAAUACAUAAAUGCCAAUAAAUGGGCAUAUUAUCUUUAAUACAGGGAAAACUGCAUAAAGUUUGGUUUUCAAGUAAGAUAAAGUACAAGCAAUUCCCAAGUGCCUUCUUUGCCCUUAACAAUGCAGUAUAUUUGCACUAAGUCAUUACUGAUCAUGAAUGGCAACAUCACGCAGAAUCUAUACGUAUGAUUUGUGGUUGAUAUAUGGAUAAACAAGCAAAAAUCCCAAUUAUUCAUUGGUUUCAGUGUUGGAUUGUUUUUUUCUGUUUUAUAUCACCAUAACUGAAGUACCUUUUUGGCUGUUUGACUGAAUAUUUGGCAAAACCAGCAAAUUGAAGAUGUUACCUCUGAUUCUUUGGAACUGCCAAGGGCCAUUUUUACACUAUUUUCUAACAUUUUAUAGACUAAAUGAUUCAUUAGACAAAUCAGCCAUUCCUGAAAAUAAUUGGUCGUUGCAGCUCCAACUGCCUCAUUGAGAAAUACAGUACAAACUGAACCUUUACUGUCGUCUUUUCGUAUGACAUACUGUAUCUGUGCGCGUGAAAGAUGACGUUGAAUUUGCAUGUCAAUCAGUCUGUUGCAGGUCUGUUCUCUCAGUUUUUGGUCAGGGUUUUCAACUGAUCUGUGUUAUUAGGAAAUUUAGAAAGUAUAUAUAGUAUAUAGUAUAUAUAUAUAUAUCUCCAUUAGAUUUUUUUUAAUGAUUUAAGUUUGAUUUACACUACCAAUGAUUAAACAUUCACCUAACAAGAAAGAAAUGGGUCAAGAACGAAAUUCAGAGGCUGGAGCAUCCUGCUGAAUAUCAAUAUUAUAUUUCGUUUGUUAAAAUAUCUGAGAACUGUAUUCAAUCUGUUGAAAUAAUUGGAAAUGAAUUAUUUCACUUUCCUUCAAUUUCAAUGGGAAAAAAGUUUCUUUUCACAGUAUAUAGGUGAGAAUAUUCAGAAUUGAUAUGAUUUGCUUUGCAAAAUAGCGUAUACAUGCACAAAACCUCACUGGGUUUUGUGUUUCUGCCUACUUAAAGUGUGUCUUGAUAGACUUUACGCCCCAUGCAGUUAAAGAAGUAAGUUGUAUGAAAAAACUGAAGUUGCGGUAGAGACACAACAGUGAAUAUUUCACAUAUAUAUGAUAUUUGUACAGCGUUGUGGAACUGAGUUUGUAUCGCUGACCCUUGUUUUCCAGUUAAUACCUGAAAUUCAGGCUUCGUACACUGGUAUUCCUUUGCCGUGCUCUGCAAGUGAGGCAUGAAGCUGCAUAUGUAGGACUCCGCUGAGCUCUAGGUCAUGCACCUGGGCAGACACCACAGCUCUGCAAACUGCUGCUCUGAGAAUAUACAACUUUUUUAUUGCUUGAUAUGUGGUAUCAUGUAAGCUCUGAUCAAACAUCACCACAUGUUUUCAGCUGUCUUUCAUGACCCAAGCGAUAAAUUACACUUUAUGCCUCUUAUGUUGACUGCUUUAAUUAUCUGCAUCUGAGAUGAAAACAGUUGUUACUUGUUGGGUACAUUCUUUUUGAGUGAACAGAGACAAGAAUAUCAGGAUCAGCUGAUUAGCAUUCUUUUUUAUGCUGGUAUCCUUUUUGCUAGCUGUCUGCUGUUUUAAGCACAUUUCAAAUUUCAAGUAAUUUUUCCCAGCAAUGUAUGAGUGUGUGUGUGUUAUGUUUAUGUCCCUUGGCAGCUAUUCUAAAUGGCCCAUUCUGAUAGGCCCUGUUUGUGUCACACUGGGGUGUUACCUUGACGACUCAGGGCCCCGUCAGCUCAGUUCCUCCCAUCAUCUCUGACAGAUAGAUAGCAGGAAAAGAAAGUAUCAGCACCUUCCCUCAGCGACCACUCAAGAUACACACGCGCGUACACACAGUGGCGACCGGACAAAAUGAUCCCGCUGCCACUGGCAUGGACACUGUUGACAGUAUCGCUGUGGACAACAGGUUCAAGCGAGAACUCAGAAAAUGAACCCUUCAAAAUUCUUUACCCUUCAAUCUCCAGUCAAGAGACUAUUGAGUGUGACUGCGCUAACAUCUCCUGUGACUCUGUCUACUGGUUUCGCAGUACUUCCAGCGAAAGCGGAGACUUUAAAAGCUGGCAGUACCUAGGCAAAUGCAACAACGCUGACCGUGUUAACUAUGGUACUGGUGUGGAAGAGUCACGAUUUAAAUUAAGCAAGAGAGGUAAUUCCUUUGUGCUACGCAUCACCAAAGUGCAGAAGACGGACACAGGGAUUUAUUCCUGUAUUCUAAAGGACAAGAGCAACAACGAAGUGUUGAAACCUGCGAGUCUUCUUCAGCCAGGAGUAACCGCUCCAACGCCACCUCCAAAGCCAAAACCCAAACCACCAGUCAAGCCAGUCUGUCGCUGCCCUAAGAAGAAUCCUCCACCAGAUGGCUGCGGCUCCAUGGUUCUGUGGCCAUUGGUUGGACUUACUGCCGGCCUGGCUCUGGCUAUCAUCUGCACACUGUACUACUUCAGCCGGCUACCCAAAAAAUGUCGCCACCACUUUGCAAAGAAAAGACAAAUGCUGUAAAGCACAGCAUCCACAGUCAAAUGGCUGAAGUGUCUCAGUUAAGCCCAAGUCUGAUGAAGCAUGAAGGACACAGUUCAACCAGUUUUAGAACUUCAACAGCAGCAGCCAUGUAACAUAUUGUGAUAUACUGACUCAUUUACUUAUACUUAUUUUACAAGGAAGGGCUCCACCAAGUUUUAAUUUGUGCUGUAAGUUUUCAUCUGUGAUAUCAAUAUGCUGAUUACAUCAUCGUUUAUCAGGGUGUGUUUUCAAUUCAGCAGGUUUGUGAUCAGUAGCUCUGUUUUUCCAUAUUUUUAUUAUUACAAAUCAGGACAAAACACAGGCACUAUUUUUUCCUCAAAGCCCAUAUCGUGAUACAGAUAUAUUGCAUGCCUAAGGACAGACACCCAAUCUGUUUGUUAACAUACAAAAAGCAGGUAGAACACAAAACAGCUGAAUAGAAAUGCUCAGUUUUUGCUCAGUUGCUUUUUGCUCCCUUCAGUAUUUAUUUGUGUUUUUGUCUUUCACUGUAUUUUUUGUGUGUUAAAGUUCACGCAUCCGUCUUGAAGAAAACAGCACUGUUGAGUAGAUUUUUCUAAGAGCAUAAAUUAAUAAAAUUGUAUAUUGCCAAUAA
Messenger RNA from Lates calcarifer (barramundi perch), 3567 nucleotides. RefSeq names its product cd8 beta (gene cd8b). Gene Ontology annotation, cellular component: cell surface. The record is from RefSeq and is a predicted model, not a curated record. Lineage: Eukaryota; Metazoa; Chordata; Actinopteri; Centropomidae. The transcript has 7 exons. Gene Ontology annotation, biological process: regulation of immune response. Gene Ontology annotation, molecular function: coreceptor activity; MHC class I protein binding. The coding region runs from base 2307 to 2954 and encodes 215 amino acids.